AUACCGAAACCAGUUACUAGUAUCAUCAUCGUCAUGCAUGGCAUACCCUCCCACCAACUAAGCGGGAAGGGGAAAUGCAAUUUUUGUUUACACCGAUUGGCAGUGAGCCUUAGGAGAAAGGAAACCAGCCCUUUCUAUUCCUCCAUUUCCUCUCUCAUUUAUUCUCGCUUCCUUUCACUGCAAAUCGAAACACCAUCUAAAUGGAAUUGGAGUACCCAAGAUGCACAGUUGCUCUCCCUUUUGGAGCCCAUCGGAGAAAACCCUCCUCAAUUGCUAUCCUACGUACCAAUUUUCCAGUUCUUAACUGGUACCCACCUCCUCAAACUAGGCCAGCAAGUCCAUGCCCACAUGACUCUUCGAGGCUUCCACCCGAACGCCUUCCUCGGUGCAAAGAUGGUUGCAAUGUAUGCCAGCUCCGGUGAUAUUGAUUCAGCUGUUGCACUCUUCAAUCAAAUUCGAAGUCCUUCAUUGCUUUUGUAUAACUCGAUCAUUCGUGGGUAUUCUCGAUCUGGGUACCCCGAGAGGACACUCAUCACCUACCUUCAGAUGCUCUGUAUAGGCCUUCAACCAGACUACUUCACCUUUCCCUUUGUCCUCAAGUCUUGUGCGGAUUUGUCGCUUCUUCGAAUUGGGAAAUGUGUUCAUGGGCAGAGUUUAAGGAGUGGUUUGGAGUAUGAUUUGUAUGUUGGGACUUCAUUAAUUGAUAUGUACGUAAAAUGUGGUGAAAUAAGGGAUGCUAAUCAACUGUUUGAUAGAAUGCCUGUUCGAGAUAUUUCGUCUUGGAAUGCUCUUAUUGCAGGUUAUAUGAAAAAUGGAGUGAUUGAUGUUGCUGAGGCAUUAUUUUAUUGGAUGCCAAAGAGAAACAUUGUUUCUUGGACAGCCAUGAUAUCUGGAUAUACCCAGAAUGGGCUUGCAGACCGGGCAUUGGGUUUGUUUGAAGAAAUGCAGAGGGACGAUUCGGAAAUAAAGCCCAAUUGGGUAACUAUCAUGAGCGUCCUCCCUGCUUGUACCCACUCGGCUGCUCUUGAGCAAGGGAGAAGGAUACAUAAUUAUGCAUGUGGGAUUGGUUUGGAACAGAAUCCUUCUGUGCAGACUGCACUCGUUGCAAUGUAUGCUAAAUGUGGAAGCCUUGUUGAUGCACGUAGCUCUUUUGAUAGGAUACCUGAGAAUGAAAAGAGUUUGGUUGCUUGGAACACCAUGAUAACUGCUUAUGCAUCUCAUGGAUAUGGCUUGGAAUCCAUUUCGACUUUUGAGAGCAUGAUAAGAGCAGGGGUUCAGCCUGAUUCUAUUACAUUCACAGGUCUGUUAUCCGGUUGCAGCCAUUCAGGUCUUGUUGAUGUAGGCUUGAAGUACUUCAAUUAUAUGACUAUUGUUUAUUCUGUUGAGCCAAAAUUGGAGCACUAUGCUUGUGUUGUGGAUCUUUUUGGUCGGGCUGGGCAUCUGGUGGAAGCAAAGGAACUCAUUGAUCGAAUGCCAAUGAAAGCUGGUCCGAGCAUAUGGGGAGCCUUGCUAGCUGCUUGCCGAACACAUAAAAACUUGGAAAUUGGGGAGAUUGCAGCCAAGGAACUGUUUGUGUUGGAGCCAGAGAAUAGUGGAAAUUAUGUUCUGCUUUCAAACAUGUAUGCUGAAGUUGGGAGGUGGGAAGAGGUGAACAAUUUGAGAGCUCUUUUGAAGAAUCAAGGUAUGAAGAAGAACCCUGGAUGUAGUUGGAUUGAGAUCAAUGGAAAAGCCUAUUUAUUUCUUGGCGGAGACACGUCACACCCACAGACAAAAGAAAUUUACAUGCUGUUGGAAGCCUUGCCUAACCAGAUCAAGGCAGCAGGAUAUAUGCCAGAUACUAGUUUUGUGCUGCACGAUGUUAGUGAAGAGGAGAAAGAACAAAGCCUCAAUACACAUAGUGAGAAGCUGGCCAUAGCUUUUGGGCUUCUUAACACCACACCUGGAACAAUUCUUCGAGUGACAAAGAAUCUUCGCAUCUGUGGCGACUGUCACACUACCGCUAAGUUCAUAUCGAGAAUCUAUGGUCGAGAGAUCAUUGUGAGAGAUGUUAACCGAUUCCACUGUUUCAAAGAUGGAUCUUGUUCAUGUGGAGACUAUUGGUGAUUAUCAUGAUUCUAUGUAGAUGCUCAGAAACAUGAUGGAAAUAGGCGCUUAGUUUC
Telopea speciosissima is the source of this 2159-nucleotide messenger RNA. RefSeq names its product pentatricopeptide repeat-containing protein ELI1, chloroplastic-like. The transcript has a single exon. Gene Ontology annotation, molecular function: protein binding; zinc ion binding; RNA binding. The record is from RefSeq and is a predicted model, not a curated record. NCBI's taxonomy places the organism in Eukaryota, Viridiplantae, Streptophyta, Magnoliopsida, Proteales, Proteaceae. The coding region runs from base 34 to 2103 and encodes 689 amino acids. Gene Ontology annotation, biological process: RNA modification.